This is a messenger RNA of Diaporthe citri, 2811 nucleotides long. RefSeq lists its product as uncharacterized. NCBI's taxonomy places the organism in Eukaryota, Fungi, Ascomycota, Sordariomycetes, Diaporthales, Diaporthaceae. The transcript is spliced from 2 exons. The record is from RefSeq and is a predicted model, not a curated record. Gene Ontology annotation, cellular component: cytoplasm. Bases 1 to 2811 code for a protein of 936 amino acids.
AUGGGUAACACCAACGCCAAAGAGUCGCGCUCUGGCGACGCCGGCGCUUCCACGAGCCAUCGCCAUCACCGAACCUCCCUUGCCCCCGCCUUCGACCCCUCGGCCACAUCCAACGAUCGGCCAUCGUCAAGUCACAGGUCCAGGAACAGGGCAAGCCGCAAUGACCUCGGCACUCUGCUGGGCAUCGGCCAGACCUCCUCCUCGAGCUCCCGUCCCGACCCUUCCUACGAACGCCGCGAGACUAAGCAGGAACGCGAGGCACGUCGUCUCGAGCGGGAGAGGAUCCAGCGUGUCAAGGAACGCGAGAGGAGCAUCAGGGAGGAGCAUGUUGACGGCGGAUAUCUAGUGACAAUGGGGGUCUACGUUGGCCCCGAAGACUACAGCAAACAGAUGGUCCGCCAGCUACAGAUUGAAAGGAAAGUAGCUCCUUUCUGGAGAGGCCUUAAUGAUUUCGACGACCAGUGGGCUGAACACCAAAUCAUCGCUGCUGCCCGCGGCCUUCCCAUCCCUCCUGCCGGCCAAACACCGCCUGACGAGUUGAUCCCUCGGCCACUGUCCUCAUCCGCAUCUCCCUCCACCUCCACCCAGAACUUGAACAGCCUCACCGUCCCAAUGGGCCCCAGGACACAGUCCGUGGCAUCCGACAGGAGCGCUUCCAAUGUGGGCUCUGCACUGCCGUCGCCGACCGGUCCGACCACCAAGUCAUCUGCAUCUCCGUUCAAGCCCCGUACCAAGGCACUCGCUGCGGCUCUGAGCCUCGGGUCACGGAAUGGCUCGAGUGCAGAGCUAGCUCCAAGAGAAAUAAAUCUGCCUAACGAUCCAUUUGUGAAUGGACAGCCACUCGAGGUGUUCCUGUACAAAGAGGGCACUGAAUGUCCCAUCUGCUUCCUCUACUACCCCCCAUACCUCAACCACACUCGAUGCUGCGACCAGGCUAUCUGCAGCGAGUGUUUCGUACAAAUCAAGCGCCCCGACCCGCACUUUCCCGAAGGUCAUGGUGAUGGCGAACAGGAGGAACCAACUCCAAACCCGGAGGAACAGAGCGGCCUCUUGAUCUCGGAACCCGCACAAUGUCCGUACUGUCAGCAGACUGAGUUUGGUGUCACAUACGACCCUCCACCUUUCCGCCGGGGUCUUACCUAUGCAAUAUCACCUGCAGGCCUCGGCACCAUGAACACUGCAAUGAGUUCUAGUAGCUCCCUGAACUCAGCAGCCUUGUCGCCGACUCCAAUGACCUCGCCACCUCCAUCUGGUGCUGGCAGGGCGAGAAGACGUACACAGUCACUAUCCGCCAAUGCGCCGAAUGUCAUCACAACCGACCGUGUGCGCCCUGACUGGGCAACCAAGCUUGCCGCGCAACGGAACCAUCAAGCGCGCCGCGCUGCCGCGGCAACGGCAUUGCACACUGCUGCGUUCCUUAUGGGGGAUUCUGGAUCAAGGCCUUUCAGUAGGAUGAGCCGAUUUAGUAGGAGGAACACCAAUAACGAAUCCAACAACGCGGCCGACGGCAAUGCCGGAGCUGCAGCGGCGUCGGGGGCGGCGUCGGGGACUCCCUCAGGCCCAGAGCCUGGCCCAAGACACAGUUCCGGCCGUGGCCUACUGUCUGGGCCUACGAACGACCGGCGCCAAAGCCAUAUGGAGAACCUCGAGAACAUGAUGCUUGCCGAGGCUAUCAGACUUUCGCUGGCGGCCGAGGAAGACCGAAAGCGCAAGGCUGAAAAGGAGGAGAAAAAAGAUGCAAAGCGGAAAGAAAAGGAAGAGCGCAAGGCUGCUAAGGCAGCUGCUAAGGGGCAUCCGUACUCGGGCAGCGGCCAGAGCUCUACGAACGGAAGUACGCUUAGCUUGCCGGGCCUUGGGGCCAUUGGACGACGAAGAGGCAACAGCGCUGCAUCUAACCUAAGAAUGGAGGCCACGACAGCCAAUGCAAUGGCAUCAUCCGGGAACUCAAGUAGCGCAGUCAACGCCACGUCAGCCACAGAGACGGGCGACAAGGGAAAGGGUGUUGACCGUGGUCCGGCGCAAACAUCGCCUGAGACUGAGGUGGGAAGGGCCAACGUGGAUGCUGUUCAUCCCGACAAGGCACCGACUUCUACUCCAGCUCCGCCACCUACAUCUGCACCGCGUCCCGUUCCUUCACCGCACCAGCACGCCGGGCCGUCCCACCUUCGCCAGAUGAGCAAUGCAUCCUCCGGGUCAUCCCAGCCCGAUUCCCAGCCAGGAAGCUACCAGAACCAGUCCUACCUACAGGAGGACCCUCAUGCUAGUGGCGUGUCUCUUGCUGGCAAAAGCGACGUGAGCGAUGAAGGCGGCGCAGGACGAUCCGGAGAGAAUGAGCACGACGAGACCACCAGCACAGAGCCCAUGUUCAACUACCGAAGCUUAGCGCAGAUGGUGGGAGUCGAGAUGGACGGCAUCAACGCAGGCCGCCGGCUGAGCCAGAUAGGUGAAAGCCAUGCCGAAGACGAGGCUAGUGCGGCUGUUCCAACCGAGGACAAGCGCGACUCGAUUCACGAGGCCAGCGCGGAGCACGCGGAAGAUGUAUCACCACAGCCAAAGACAGAAGAGGAUGAUAACGACAAAAUGUCCAAGAGCGUUGCGACGCUGACACAAGAAAUGAUGAAUGCCGGCCACGACGGUACCCAGGACGCAAAUGGCGCAGUGGCAACCCAGUCGAGCGGGCCCGUGAACACGCCGCAACUCAUGGUCACGCCCGAGACCCCCGUACCGGACGACGACGACGCGGCCGAGUCGAAACAGCUGGGCUUCCAGGGUACGAGGACGGUGGAGAUACCGGGGGAGAUGACCCAUUGA